This is a messenger RNA of Juglans microcarpa x Juglans regia, 2097 nucleotides long. RefSeq lists its product as uncharacterized. Gene Ontology annotation, biological process: UDP-N-acetylglucosamine biosynthetic process. The transcript has 3 exons. NCBI's taxonomy places the organism in Eukaryota, Viridiplantae, Streptophyta, Magnoliopsida, Fagales, Juglandaceae. Gene Ontology annotation, cellular component: Golgi apparatus; endoplasmic reticulum; endoplasmic reticulum-Golgi intermediate compartment. Bases 955 to 1734 code for a protein of 259 amino acids. Gene Ontology annotation, molecular function: monosaccharide binding; glucosamine 6-phosphate N-acetyltransferase activity. The record is from RefSeq and is a predicted model, not a curated record.
UCUCUCUCUCUCUCUCUCUCUCUCUCUCCAUCAUAUCCCCCACCGAAGUAACUACUUCGAAACUGUGACAUAGAGACACGUUUAUCUCUGAUUUCCUGAAAACCUUAUCUCUCCGGUGGAUUCAGGACUAUGACCUGAACACUGACAGCACCUUACCACAGCCAUUCGUCCAGGUUAGCUUCUCUCUGCUAUGUAACACGUCCAUGUGGUUAUCUGGCCGACAGGUGUGGUAAAAUUGUUUGGAUUUGAAGAGAAGUCUAGCACACCAAAUGUUUGAUGAAAUUCUCACUGUAAUGCAACAAGCUAGUGUUGGGUUAUUGUAUUUUUUUCGUUUUUCUAAAAUUUCCAAUUUAAAAUUUCCUACCGUUUGAAGAACCUGAAUCAACCACAAACCAAUGUUCGAGUUUAUUUUUCAUAGAUUAAUUCGUGUCUGUUUAAAAUGUGAAAACUUUCCUUGGGAAUACUUAAAAACUAAAAAAGGAAGAACCUUACUUGGGAAUGGCGUAAGUGAGUUCUUUUCCUUUUUCCCUCUUUAAAUUCGAAUUGGUUUUUCGAUUCUGAAAAAAUAGUCUCUUUCUAGGUUUUGCGAAUUUGCGUCUCUCUCAUUGUUGGGGUUCAAACGUUUCCAGUGUGGGUCACUCGCUUUCUAUCUUCGUGUCACGCAUGUAUCUUUUGAGAAUGUGUUGCAUGCGUUUAGCCAGUUUGGCCAUGGAUGUGGUUGGCAUUUUUGUCUUUCCAAUUAUAUUUUGAUUCUCUAAUCUAUAUGCAUGUCAUUAUAUGCUAAAUUUGGUUCAUUGUUGGUCUUUGUCGGUGAAUGUGGAUAUCAGCCAAAUAAUUUCCAUGCCCGCUUUUGUCAAUAGAGCAUCUGUACCAUAAUUUUUGAAUUGUUAUGUACGUAGAUGACCUUCCUUGGAUUGUUACAAAUGGUCUGUAAUUGACUCUCUAGAGAGAGAGAUGGAUUUUAUCUUUGGAGGUUGCGUGCAACAAAUACAAAAAGCUUAUCCGUCCAGGUGCAUGGAACUAAGAUGGGUUAGCAGCAGAAGGAAAAGAAUAAUUGACAAGGACAAGAGAGUACUGCUGCCAAAGAAACCAUUUAUACCACCGGCAUUAGUCCCACUAUAUAUAUCCACAACCCCAUCGCACAUAAAUCCUGAGGAGCUCAAAGACCUCUACAGUGCCUCCAAUCACUCCUGCCACCGAUUCCCCAGCUAUGUGGACUCUGAGGGCACUGUCAGAGUUGAACCGAUGGACAUUCACAAGCUCAGCAUAGCUCUCUCCCACAGCUCUGUUGUCGUCUCUGUCUUCUGCAAACCAACUGAUGUUUUAUGUGCUACUGAAACGUGGUCGUCGUCAUCAUCAUCUUCUUCUCUAGAAGAUUUGAUAAAACCAAGAAAGACAUUGGGUUUGGGAGAUUUGUUCCAAAAAGUGCUGCCGGUAACACCAUCCAAUGGUCAGCUGGUGGGCUUUGGCCGUGCUGUUUCUGAUUUUGGAUUGACUGCUUCCAUUUAUGAUAUCAUGGUUAUCCCUUCAUUACGGGGAAUGGGAAUCGGCAGGAUUAUUGUUAAAAGAAUUGUAAGAUUGUUUUUCAAAGCAUGCGGAUUUGGAGAUGACAUUUUGAGCUCCACCACAAUGAUGUAUUCAAGGAAUGCUUCCACUUAUCACCAAGGCAAUCAAAUAGUUAUACGUGCAGGUCGAAAGCUCUUGUUAGCUCCUCCACAUAGAGAAGCCCCUUAAUCUCUGAAGGCUAUUGAAUCAGUAAGUUUAUGUACACUGUACCCUCAGCUGAUGCAUUACAAGGCAAAAAUGAUAAGAGUUUGUCAGCUUUAUUAGAAAUUCAUGUAUCAAAUUAUAGGAAUCAGGACAUGUUAGCUAACACAGAUUUGUGGAAGUCAUUCUUGUUGCUGUCUGGGAUGAGUAUGGGUUGGCUUAAGGGAUUUAAUUGAGUAGUCAGUAUUCAUUCUCCUGACUGUUUACUUGUAUCACGUAAAUUUCAAGAUGUAUCGUGGCCUUUGAAUCUCUUUUAUCAGUUCAUUUAAGCUUGUAUUACCAUAUGUUAAAUAAUUCUUGCAUAUGCAUUUUUCUUGAUUUUUGAAAGUA